Molecule: messenger RNA, 1533 nt
Organism: Exophiala bonariae
Lineage: Eukaryota; Fungi; Ascomycota; Eurotiomycetes; Chaetothyriales; Herpotrichiellaceae
Exons: 3
Coding region: 1-1533 (510 amino acids)
Molecular function (GO): heme binding; iron ion binding; oxidoreductase activity, acting on paired donors, with incorporation or reduction of molecular oxygen, reduced flavin or flavoprotein as one donor, and incorporation of one atom of oxygen
Source: RefSeq, a predicted model, not a curated record
AUGGCGGCCUUGUCGGUCCCUUCACCAUCACUACCACUCACGCUUCUCGCCCUAGUUAUUGUUUUCUCCUGCUACCGAAUAUUCUUCGAACUCACCACGGGAGCAAGACGACGGCAGAUCAUUCGAGAAAAUGGCUGCCAACCACCGUAUUAUUACCCCCACAAGGGAAUCAUGGGGAAAUUGUACGGCUUGGAUGUGAUUCGGGAGAUGGUCAAAGCCGGCAAGGAAGGGAGGAUGAACGAAUCUAAUCGGUUGCGAAACUGGUCGAAAGGACACAAGACGCUGCAUUUCAGUGUCGCCCGGAGGCAUAUCAUCUCAACCAUCGAGCCCGAGAACGUCAAGACAAUCCUAGCGACCAAGUUUCAAGACUUCUCGCUCGGAAAAGGAAGACAAGAAAUCAUGGGACCCAUCUUCGGCCACGGCAUCUUCACCCAGGACGGCAAAGGGUGGGAGCGAUCUCGAGCCCUGGUCCGCCCCAACUUUGUCCGGCAACAGGUGGCGGAUCUCGACAUGUUCGAAUCACACGUCGGCCAUCUGAUAGACUCGAUUCCACGAGAUGGCUCAGCGGUGGACCUGCAGGAUCUGUUUUUCGGCUUGACCAUGGAUUCGGCCACGGAAUUUCUCUUUGGAACUUCCACCAAUACCCUCGCUCCAGGUCUGGAGACCAAGUCUGCGAAUGACUUUGUCAAGGCUUUUGUGUACAUGGGUGAAUCUGUCGGAACCUCUUUCCGCAACGGAGGACUGGACAAAUGGAUUCCGAAUCCCACAUGGCACAAAAUGGUCAAGAAGGUUCACGGAUUCGCGGACGAGGUGAUUCAGAAGGCCAUCGAAGAAGUCGACUCUGGCAAAGUCUCGGACAACAAACGCUAUGUUUUCCUGUACACGCUACUUGAACAGACCCGUGACCCCUACACGCUACGCUCGGAACUGCUCAACAUCCUCCUGGCCGGCCGUGACACCACCGCAGGGCUCCUCACCAACACGUGGCAUGUCCUGUCCAAGCGACCCGACAUCUGGAGCAAACUGGUGGCCGAAGUCAACGGCCUGGGAGGGUCGCGCCCCGACUACAACUCGAUCAAAGACAUGAAAUACCUGAAGUGGGUGCUCAACGAAUCUCUGCGCCUGAUGCCCGUGGUGCCAGGCAACAGCCGAGAAGCGAUCCGCGACACGGUGCUCCCGCUGGGCGGCGGGCCCGACGGCAAGGCACCGGUGUUCGUCCCCAAGGGCUGGACGGUGGGAUACUCGCCGUGGUCGAUGCACCGACGAGAAGACUUCUACGGCGCCGACGCCCUCGAGUUCCGGCCCGAGCGCUGGGAACAUCUCCGGCCCGGCUGGGAGUAUCUGCCCUUCAACGGCGGGCCGAGAAUCUGUGUCGGCCAACAGUAUGCCCUCAUGGAGGCCAGUUAUGCCACCAUUCGUCUGAUCCAGACGUUCCCGAGGUUGGAGAGUCGUGAUGAACGGGAGUGGCGAGAGUGGCUUACCAUUACGCUUGCCAGUGGCGUGGGCUGCAAGGUGGCGUUGUUUGAGAAGUGA